Molecule: messenger RNA, 1120 nt
Organism: Polypterus senegalus (gray bichir)
Lineage: Eukaryota; Metazoa; Chordata; Cladistia; Polypteriformes; Polypteridae
Product: scavenger receptor cysteine-rich type 1 protein M130-like
Exons: 8
Coding region: 1-963 (320 amino acids)
Cellular component (GO): membrane
Source: RefSeq, a predicted model, not a curated record
AUGUCCAAAACUCACAGCUACUCUGCACACUUGGCUUAUGUCCCAUUUUUACCAACUAGUUACCCCUAUGCGACUCAUGCAGCCAAAUUGAGCUUUCUGUCUGAUGAGCUACCAUAUGACUAUGAGGACAUUGAGGACGAUGACCAAGACCACACCCAGGGUCGGAAACUGACUUCUUUGGAGGCUGAUGGCCCUGGCUAUUAUGAUGAUGCUGCAAUAGAAAAAACUGUCAGGUUUGAUCCAAGUGAAGGGCUUAUCCACUUGCCCCUUUCUCAAGUCUUCUCACCUCUCUCUUUCUCUCAAGUUUCUUGCUGUCUGUCAUUAACUCUGGCAUUCCUCAUAAGUGGAAACAUCCUCCAUGAUGAGCUGCUCUACAGCUAUGAUGAUGCUGGAGAACCUUUAGAAAAUUCCACAAUAGGUUCUGGUGCCCGUUUAGUUGGUGGCAGCAGCUCCUGCUCUGGGAGACUAGAAAUGUUAGACGGUUACAGCUGGAAGAGCAUCUGUGACACCAACUUUAAUCAGAUGGCCGCUGAGGUUGUCUGCCGCGAACUGGAUUGUGGAGCUCCCAAAAAAUAUCAGGGAGGAAUGUUUGGUCAAGGAAGUGGUUCAGUUUGGGAAAAAAAGAUUCAGUGCAGAGGAAGUGAAAGAAAGAUUUUUGACUGUUCAACCGUUAACAGCGCAGCAGGGCAUUGUACUAAAAGGAAUGAUGUUGGCCUUGUUUGUGUUCCUUACAGACUAGUGAGCGGUUCUGAUUCUGAGUGCUCUGGACGAGUUGAACUUUACUAUGACCGUAGGUGGGGAACAGUCUGUGAUCGCUACUGGGACCUGCAGGACGCCAGUGUUCUCUGUAACCAGAUAGGCUGUGGAUACGCAAUUGAAGCCCCUGGACAGGCCAGUUUGGAGAAGGCAAAGGAGAAAUAUGGAGAGAUAAUCUUCACUGUGAGGGAGAUGAGGCUGACCUGACAAAGUGCCCAGCUCUUGAUUAUGGACGUGAAGAGUGCACACAUAAGAAUGAUGCCGGUGUUAUUUGUUCUAACCAGAAUUUUGGAGUCAGACUGUCAGGUGGCCCCAGUCGAUGUGAAGGAUGGGUGGAAAUUUAUUACAAGAAGAACUGGGCAAG